AAUAGAGCUUGGAGCUCCUAACCAGAGCAGCCUACAUGGCUCUGGUUACACUCGCCAGCUGAUGUUUCUUAUUGCAGCUGAACACGGGUGAGCUGCACACUUUCCCGCUGUUGGUGCACGUGUGUGUGUGUUUGUGAACAGCUCUGUCUUUCUACAGGGAUAAGGUGCUACACACUGCCACCAUGCCUAAGGUUCAAUUGCCAGAAACCGACGAGCACGUGCGUGCAUUCGCUGAGAAGGUGUUCGCCUCUGAAACCAAGGAUGAAGACAUCCGUGAGGAGGUCUCCCUCUUUGGAGUGGCUGAUUGCCCCAUUCUCAACCAGGAGCUGGAACACCACCUAACCGUGGAUGAUGAUAUUGAGAGACGCAAGAAGCAUCUCCUUCGCUCCCAACAGAUGUCAGAAAUACCAACCUAUCUCGAGGUGCCUCAUUUCCAGAGGGUAACCAUCACAGGAGACUAUGCCUCUGGGGUGACAAUGGAUGACUUUGAGGUGGCCUGCAAGGGUCUGUGCCAUGCUUUGAGCAUCAGAGAAAAGUACAUGAGGCUGGCUUUGCAGAGAUUCCCCCAAACCACAUCUCAGUACCUGCGUGAGAUUGAGGGGGAGAAGUGGAACCCAGAGGAUCUGGUGCAGCCAGUCUUUACUUCACCUCCUAAAAAAGGAGAGGAUCCAUUCAACACCAAGUCUCUGGCUUCUGACGCUGGCUAUGUGGCCCGCAUGCGGGAUGGUGUCAUCUAUGUCUAUAAAGACGCAGCAGAUGCAGACAAACACAAGCCCUUGAACUUGCCUGCUCCUGACUACACCACCUUCAUCGAUGAUAUGAACUUCCUCAUUGCCCUCAUUGCCCAGGGCCCAACAAAGACGUACACUCACCGUCGUCUGAAGUUCCUCAUGUCCAAGUUUAACGUGCAUGAGAUGCUGAACGAAAUGGAGGAAAUGAAGGAGCUGAAGAAAAACCCCCACAGGGACUUCUACAACUGCAGGAAGGUCGACACUCACAUUCAUGCUGCUGCCUGCAUGAACCAGAAGCAUCUUCUGCGCUUCAUCAAGAAGUCCUACCGAGUAGAUGCUGACCGAGUGGUGCACAAUAUCAAGGGCAAAGACAUAACCCUGAAGGAUCUCUUUGCCUCCCUCAAUCUGCAUCCCUAUGACCUGACCGUGGAUUCACUGGAUGUGCAUGCUGGUAGACAAACCUUCCAGCGCUUUGAUAAGUUCAAUGCCAAGUACAACCCUGUGGGGGCCAGUGAGCUACGUGACCUUUAUCUGAAGACUGAGAAUCACAUUGGAGGAGAAUACUUCGCCACCAUCAUUAAGGAAGUGGCCAGUGACCUCGAGGAUGCUAAGUACCAGUAUGCUGAGCCUCGUCUUUCCAUCUAUGGCUGCAAUCCCAGUGAGUGGACAAAACUCUCCAGCUGGUUCAACAAGAACAGGGUGUUUUCCCCUAACCUCAAGUGGAUGAUUCAAGUACCUAGAAUCUAUGAUAUUUUCAGGGCCAGGGACUUCGUGCCUCACUUUGGGAAAAUGCUGGAGAAUAUCUUCAUGCCCAUUUUCCAAGCCACCAUUGACCCUCAGUCCAACCCUGAACUGAGCAUCUUCCUGCAACAUGUCACAGGCUUUGACAGUGUGGACGAUGAAUCCAAGCACAGUGGUCACAUGUUCUCCACCAAGAGCCCUAAGCCAAAUAAGUGGGACAUUGUGAAGAACCCAUCUUACACUUACUACAUCUACUACAUGUAUGCCAAUAUUGCCAUGCUCAACCAGCUGCGCAAGGAGAGAGGAAUGAACACGUUCCUGUUCAGGCCACACUGUGGAGAGGCAGGUGCUAUCACCCAUCUUCUGGCCUGUUUCAUGACAGCUGACAAUAUCUCUCACGGCCUCAACCUCAAGAAGAGCCCAGUCCUGCAGUAUCUGUACUUCCUGACUCAGAUCCCGAUUGCCAUGUCUCCUCUUAGCAACAACAGUCUCUUCCUGGAGUAUAAUAAGAAUCCACUGCUGGAGUUCCAUAAGAAGGGCCUGGUGGUGUCUCUGUCCACUGAUGACCCCAUGCAAUUCCACUACACCAAGGAACCCUUGAUGGAGGAAUACGCCAUCGCAGCUCAGGUGUUCAAGCUCAGCACCUGUGACAUGUGCGAAAUCUCAAGAAAUAGCAUCCUUCAGAGUGGCCUGUCACGUGAGGAGAAAGUUCAGUUCCUGGGCACUAAUUAUUUGAAGGAAGGUCCAGAGGGCAACGAUAUACGCAAGACAAACGUGGCUCAGAUCCGUAUGGCCUAUCGCUACGAGACUCUGUGCUAUGAGCUCGACCUCAUUAAGCAAGGCAUCAAGGGUGACUAA
This is a messenger RNA of Ictalurus furcatus (blue catfish), 2330 nucleotides long. It is a transcript of the gene ampd1, whose product is annotated as adenosine monophosphate deaminase 1 (isoform M). Gene Ontology annotation, biological process: AMP metabolic process; IMP salvage. The transcript is spliced from 15 exons. Gene Ontology annotation, cellular component: cytosol. Gene Ontology annotation, molecular function: AMP deaminase activity. The record is from RefSeq and is a predicted model, not a curated record. The coding region runs from base 183 to 2330 and encodes 715 amino acids. Lineage: Eukaryota; Metazoa; Chordata; Actinopteri; Siluriformes; Ictaluridae.